Nasonia vitripennis (jewel wasp) is the source of this 330-nucleotide messenger RNA. Its product is annotated as shematrin-like protein 2. The transcript is spliced from 2 exons. NCBI's taxonomy places the organism in Eukaryota, Metazoa, Arthropoda, Insecta, Hymenoptera, Pteromalidae. The record is from RefSeq and is a predicted model, not a curated record. The coding region runs from base 1 to 330 and encodes 109 amino acids.
AUGUUCUUCAAACUCUUCGUCUUCGCCGUUGUCCUGGUGUCAUUCGUCUGCGCCAACCCAGAGCCACAACCAGGUUACGCUGCUGGUCUCGGCUACGGUGCCCGUAGCUUUGGAUACGGCGGUUAUGGAGCUCGCACCAUCGGCUACGGAGGAUACGCCGGCGGAUAUGGCGGAUACGGCGGCUACGGUGGCUACGGUGCUGGUCUGGGAUACUCUGGAAUCGCCCGCACUGCUGCCAUCGGCUACAGCGGUCUUGGCUACGCUGGCGGAUACAGCGGUCUUGGAUAUGCUGGUGGCUACGGCGGUCUUGGCUAUGCUCACGGAUAUUAG